ACAGCAGAACAGGCUGCCAUGCUAUCCAUCCCAGAUCUUAUCAGGAAGAAACGGGACGGAGGACAGCUGACUGAUGAGGAGAUCUCAUUCAUCAUCGAGUCUGUAACGACUAAACGCAUGCAGGACUGCCAGAUAGGGGCCAUGCUGAUGGCUAUUUGGCAGCGAGGGAUGGUUGCUGCGGAGAUUCAGACCCUGACCAGAGAGAUGAUGUUAUCGGGAGAGGUGAUGAGGUGGCCGGACGAAUGGAAAAGGCUAAUGGUGGACAAACACUCGACGGGAGGGGUGGGGGACAAAGUGAGCCUGGUGUUAGCGCCGGCGCUGGCUGCUUGUGGCUGUAAGGUGCCAAUGAUCAGUGGGCGGGGCCUGGCUCAUACAGGAGGAACUUUGGAUAAACUGGAAUCAAUUCCAGGAUUCAACGUCCAGCAGUCAGCAGAGCAGAUCCGGAGCAUCCUGGCCUCUGUGGGCUGCUGCAUCGUGGGUCAGACCGAGAUGCUGGUUCCAGCAGAUAGAGUCCUGUACGCUCUGAGGGACGCUACCAGCACCGUGGACAGCCUACCACUCAUUACUGGUUCUAUUAUCUCAAAGAAAGGAGCCGAGUCUCUGUCCACUCUGGUGCUGGAUGUGAAGUUUGGACGAGCAGCGCUGUACAAAGACCUGGAGAGCGCCAAACAGCUCGCUCAGCUGUUAAUGGAUGCAGGUAACAGUCUGGGCAUUCAAACAGCAGCUGUCCUCAGCCAUAUGAACGGUACGAUCGGACGAUAUGUGGGAAACAGUUUGGAGGUGAUCGAAUCUCUGGAGACGCUCAAGGGAAAUGGACCCGACGACCUGAUGGAGCUGGUCACCACGCUGGGUGGCGUGUUGCUGCUGAUGACUGACCUGGCGCUAGGCCUAUCAGAGGGCAAGAAGCAGAUUUAUGACGCCGUGAUUGGUGGAGCUGCAUUGUCCAAGUUCGAAGCCAUGAUGAAGGCUCAGGGCGUGGCCAAUGAGACGAGCCGGACGCUGUGCUCCGCCCACACAGAUUAUUACAGCAUCCUUAGAAAAUCAGAGCAUCAGCUGGAAUUGGAGGCUCCUGCUGACGGAGUUGUUCUAGAUGUGAAUGGUUUAGUUUUAGCACAGGUUCUUCAUAAACUAGGGGCGGGGCGAACGAAGGCAGGUGAGGCGGUCAACUACAGCGUGGGGGCGGAGCUUCUAGUGUCCCUCGGCCAGAGAGUACAAAAAGGUUCCUCCUGGUUGCGGCUUCAUUACGAGGAUCCGGCUCCAAGUCCAGAUCAGAUCAACCUGCUGCAGAAAGCUCUGACUGUGGGAAAAGACAAGAGAGAAGCAGGAGACGGAGACACUUUAGUAGCAGAAGUUCUGCUGCCUCACUGACACUAGAUCAAACUGGACCGUAAUGUAUUCCUUGUUUUAUAAUCCAAAAAUACAUGGAUUACCUCUAUUAAACAUGAAAUUGAAUAAAAUUAUAUUUGAGGCUAUUGUAAAA
Messenger RNA from Girardinichthys multiradiatus, 1480 nucleotides. RefSeq names its product thymidine phosphorylase. Bases 19 to 1368 code for a protein of 449 amino acids. Gene Ontology annotation, molecular function: pyrimidine-nucleoside phosphorylase activity; 1,4-alpha-oligoglucan phosphorylase activity. The record is from RefSeq and is a predicted model, not a curated record. The transcript is spliced from 10 exons. Gene Ontology annotation, biological process: pyrimidine nucleoside metabolic process; pyrimidine nucleobase metabolic process. Lineage: Eukaryota; Metazoa; Chordata; Actinopteri; Cyprinodontiformes; Goodeidae. Gene Ontology annotation, cellular component: cytosol.